This is a messenger RNA of Branchiostoma floridae (Florida lancelet), 996 nucleotides long. RefSeq lists its product as uncharacterized. The record is from RefSeq and is a predicted model, not a curated record. The transcript has a single exon. Bases 1 to 996 code for a protein of 331 amino acids. Gene Ontology annotation, molecular function: catalytic activity. Lineage: Eukaryota; Metazoa; Chordata; Leptocardii; Amphioxiformes; Branchiostomatidae.
AUGCCAAGAAUUCUGCUCACCAACACCAGGUCGCUUGUAAACAAGCUUGAUGAAUUUCAAGCGAUCCUGUCCACUUCCAGUGUUGACAUCGCAGUUGUGACUGAAACAUGGUUUACUCCACAGCUACCAGCCGAACUGACAUCCAUACAGGGUUUUAACGUCUUUUCUAAAUGCAGAAGUGACAAGCGAGGAGGAGGAGUCGCGGUGUACACUAAGGAGAACAUUCCCUCGAAGCAAAUGGACGUUGCCGUCCCAACAGAACUUGAGUGUGUUUGGGUGCACAUCCGUCCCCACUGGCUCCCGAGAUCUGUGUCAUCUAUCGCUCUGUGUGCGGUUUACCAUCCACCCAACUCACCUCAUGAAGAGGCACUACUGGAUUUCUUGUCUAAGUCGAUUGAUGACAUUCGCAGACAAUACCCAGACGUCGGAGUGGUUGUCCUCGGAGACCUUAACCGCCUGGACGUUGCCGGCCUGUGCUCGCAGCACUCACUGACACAACUUGUGAAGGUGCCGACUCGUGACAAUGCCAUCCUCGACCAGAUACUUGCGUCUCACUGCUUAGCCUCUUACUACCAAGAACCAACAACAGAUCCCCCGAUUGGCGACAGCGACCACAACUGCGUUAUCUGGGAGGGAAGUCCAACUCCUAACACCGGUAACGAGACACAAAAGAGACAGGUCCGCCCCCUGCGUGAGUCAGACAUGCGGGCCUUUGGAUGUUGGAUUACUCAGCAUACAUGGGAUGAAGUGUACUGUGCAGUUAACACACAGGAGAAGUACUCAGCGUUCUACACCACUCUCCUCAGUGCAGUGGACAGUUUCUUCCCUACCAGGACUGUACGAAUCCACAAGCAAGAUAAGCCUUGGAUAACUCCACAUCUAAAAACUCUGAUCAGAGACCGACAGAGGGCCUUUGCUGAAGGAAAUUACCCUAAGUGGAAACACCUUCGUAACAAGAUCAUUAAAACCAUUCAGUCCUCGAAGAAAGCCUUCUAA